Messenger RNA from Penicillium digitatum Pd1, 1887 nucleotides. Lineage: Eukaryota; Fungi; Ascomycota; Eurotiomycetes; Eurotiales; Aspergillaceae. The record is from RefSeq and is a predicted model, not a curated record.
AUGGACCCACCUACGGGAGGGCCCGAACCCCCUCCCACAAACACCCAAGAAACCCCCACCAGCUUCUCGGUGGAAGAUUUCCAGCCCAGAGUCAACAUCGGAUCCCCCGAAUCGCCUACCGAAAGCCGUAAGCGAACACGGAGCGGUGAUGCGUUUGCACCAUCGGAAAACUCGGGUCGAGUCACCACCAAGGAAGUGUGGAAACUCAUCGGAACCCUGAAAGACAUUAUCCGCCAUCAAACUGCGGUCAUCGAAUCCACUCAGAACGAGCUACAGGAGAUUAAACACAAUCAAAAUGUCCUGCAAGAACAGAACGAGAAGCUCCAUGAGGAAGUGAAAGCGUUACGAGCACAGGUUGAAAGCGCCCCUGCAGUAACCGCGACUAGGACUUGGGCAGCAGUCGCAGCCGCUGGCGAUAAUGCCACACCCUCGCUGAGCCACCAGAAACCCGAGAAAGAGCAAAACUGCGUCCGAAUCAGCACCCAGAGAGCCUUUGUAGACCCAAGAGAUAAUGACAACAACGACGGAAACGUUUUUGGGCGAUAUCUCCCCACAGAUACCGUCAACACCCACAUCCGCACUGCACUGCAGAGCGACGCUGCAACACAAGACGCCCAAGUGGUAGGAAUUGGCACCACCAAAACCGGCUAUCUCAUCCGAUUCAAGAACGUGGAGUCGGCUCAGGUGGCUCGCAACAACACUGAGUGGCUACAUGAAUUGGGCAACAGCACGAAGCUGGUUAAACCACGGUUCGGCAUUGUAGUGCACCGCACUCCAACCAACGAAUUCGACUUGGAAACUGGUACCGCCCAAGCAGCGGAAAAAAUCAUCCAUGAGAACGACCUGGCAGAACACGGUUUCCACAUCGAAGAACUGGCCUGGAUGAAAUCGAAAGACAAGGCCCUAGGGAAAUUCGCAUCGCUAGGAAUCUGGUUUGACUCCAGCGAUGCGAGAUCAAGAAAAAGAGAUGUUUCCGGUGUCAACGGUUUGGACACCUGGCAUGGUCAUGCAAGGAAACCCCGCGGUGCGGACACUGUGCAGGUCAACACGAGCGGCAGCGCUGCCCACCAGGAAUCAGGGCCCGCUGCCUCGACUGUGGGGUUGAAUAUCAUGAAAUCAGGACCAAGAAUGGAAGCACUCAUCAAUGACCACCAAAGCCAAGACCUGGAUAUCCUUCUGAUCCAGGAGCCAUCGAUCACAACCUACCGCACACAUGUCAACCAUAGCGCCUGGCGACUUUAUCGACCCACUACACAGACCGACGCAGUUCGGUUUCGCAGCCUCAUCUACGUGAACAGACGGAUCUCCACCUCCUCACACCGUCAAAUUCCCUGCAACCACCCAGAUGUCGUAGCCAUCAAGACCUGGACGACCGCUUCUCAAACUCUUUUCUUUUCUGUCUACAUACCUCCAGUACCGCUCUUUACGGCCGAUGACGAGUCAGCAAUGCCGGCGCUCACCGCAAUAGCAAACACCAUCACAGCCGCCGUACAGAACGAGCAACGCUCUACAAGCGUCAUCAUCACGGGCGACUUCAACCGACAUCAUCCGAUGUGGGGUGGCAAUCAUAUCCCCCCCAGAUUUCUUGAAGAUGCCAGCGAUCUGAUCACCUUCUUCCAAACUUACAAUCUCUCCAGUUGCCUCCCUCGGGGAACGGUGACUUACUGGGCUCUAAAUAAUCCAGGACAGAACUCGACCAUCGACCAGACAGUGACAGACAACCCAGGCUUGCUCGUCAAAUGUCAUUUGUAUCACGAGAACUACGGAUCAGACCACCGUGCCACCUACUCGGAAUGGAGCCUACAACCUCAGAGCAAGCCAAGCACAAAAACCAGGAAGGCGUACGAGCGCGCGGACUGGGCGAGAAUCGGCGAAGAAGUCGUCUGA